Copidosoma floridanum is the source of this 645-nucleotide messenger RNA. RefSeq lists its product as uncharacterized. The record is from RefSeq and is a predicted model, not a curated record. NCBI's taxonomy places the organism in Eukaryota, Metazoa, Arthropoda, Insecta, Hymenoptera, Encyrtidae.
AUGCAGCCGGCGGAGGUCACCCUUCCAACAGGGGAAACCCGUCUGCUCAUCAGGGAUCACCACCUCAAGGUCAACUUCCUACUCGACUCUGGAUCCAUAGUGUCAAUCCUGCCCCGGCCGCCAAAUUUCAGCCAGGCCCAACAGGAGGCAUUGACCCUGUAUGCGGCCAACCAUUCGCCCGUAUACAAUUACGGCAGCCGGAAGGUCAACCUCAACCUAGGCCUACGUCGCGACUUCCAAUGGGAGUUCAUCAUCGCCGACGUCGCCCAGGCUAUUAUCGGAGCCGACUGCCUAGCAGAACACGGUCUGCUCCCAGACCUCAAAUCCAAGCGGCUUAUCGACCCGAUCACAGGUUUGGCUGUCCUGUGCGACACCAACCUGUACUCGAUUGCGACAAUCGAGGAACUGGGACCAGACGAUCCUAAAGUCACCAAUCUCUACUCGUCUUUACUGCACAAGUUUUCCGACGUUUUCCGAUUAGCAGUGGCCAAAGCUGAUAUCGCCGAGCUCCAAGACCAAGGGGUCGUCAGGCCAUCCAGCAGCCAGUGGGCUAGUCCACUGCACUUCGUGCCCAAGGCCAACAAUUCCUGGCGCGUCACCGGCGACUAUCGCGGCCUCAACAGCAUCACAGUACCAGACAGGUAA